CUGCAGCAGUAUCGUGCAGAUGGCGAUACGCACACGCGUGUAAGGACUCAGCGGUAGGAGGACCUCCUCUCCACCAAAAACCGUUCGGUUUUAAUUCCGUUCACACAGCGAGACCCCGACAGAGUCCACCACUGAGAUUCACACACCCUGUACCAUUACGGAUUUAUUGCUUUUAAGAGUCUGUUUUCAACUGUUUUCAAAUGCGGUGAAACUCGAGUGAGGCAAAUAUCCUGCAUGGAGGACGAGAGGGAGGAAAUAAACACGGGAAGGAACAGGAUGAGUAAAAAGAGAGAAUAAAGGAGUAGGUUCAGUGUGUGUGGAUGAGGCUGUGAGAGAGUGAGUGAUUCAGGAUGACAAUGAAAGGCUUGUCCUCCAGUCGCAGUCACCACAACACACUCACACACUGCGACCCCUCCUUCGACUCUUUGACCCUUCGUAACGACCGACACCCCUAUGUCCUCAAUCCUGCCCGUUUGAAUGACCACGCCUACUAUGGAUGCCAGUCGGACCAGGCCAGCAGCACAUUUCCACGGAGACAUCACAGCUCACAUCAUGAGGUGAAGGACGAAUGCGCCAUAGUGCCCUAUGUAGGACCAGGGGGCAUUGCUGGGGGAAGUGGUUGUGGCCUGUCUGGCAUCCCCCCACCCCUGGUGGAGCAGUUUGACCACCAGCAACCAGUGCGAAAGGAUGGCUAUCACACCUUGCAAUACAAACGGACAGCAGCCCUGGAGCACCAGCGCAGUGACAGUCCUGGGCGAAUACGGCAUCUAGUACAUUCCGUCCAAAAACUGUUCACCAAGUCCCACUCCCUGGAAGGUCCCAGCCAACGUAGCCUCAACGGCAAUGAUCCCGCCAUCCCAGCCGAUGCUAUGGCUACUGCCGCCUCCCACCCUAAUGUCUCCACAAUGACUGUAGGCACCUUGCACAAGACGUCAAGCAACAAACGAGGGAAGAGCAAGGAAAGGAGUCGCUCUGAGUCCAAACCCCGUGCUCACUCACCCGGCUCGGGUUACUGGAGCUCUGAUGACACCUUGGACCGGGAAAUUUGCCUGUACCACCAGCACCAACCCUCUGGAGUCAUGACCAUGGGGCGGCAUCCAGACAAAUCUCAGUCCCACUACUUCCUGGGUAAGAAUUACAACACACUAGGAGGGGGACGUUCCUCUCUAAAGACAUCACGCAGCAACAACGAUGUUGGAAACUGCACCACAUGCUCCAAUAUCACAGGAGGCACGCUGGCUAUCAGAGGUCCAACACCAGUAGACCAGCCUGGACCUCAAGUCAAGAAGAGCUCCUGGUCUAGCACGCUGACGGUGAGCAGGGCCCGAGAAGUUUACCAAAAUGCCACGGUCAAUAUUGAUAAAGCCCUAAUCAAAGCACAGACCUGCCAGCAGGGACGAACCUACCAGUUUUUACAGGUUCCUCAGGAUGAGUGGAGUGGGCUCUCAUCCUUGAGUCAGGAUGAUGAGAUCCCAUGCAGAAGGAUGCGGACUGGCAGCUACGUAAAGGCCAUGGCAGAGGAUGACAGCGGAGACUCUGACUGCAGCCCUAAACCCUCUCCCAAAGUCCAGGCACGGAGAGCCAGCUACCUUAAAGCCACCCAACCCUCCCUAACCGAGAUGACCACGCUCAAGAUCAGUACAGAUUCACACUCUCCCAAGCUGCAGAUUCGGAGUCACAGUUACCUACGUGCGGUGAGUGAGGUUUCAAUCAACCGCAGUUUGGACAGUCUGGACCCAGCUGCCCUGCUGGCUUCUCCCAAAUUUCGCUCCCGAAAUGAGAGCUACAUGAGGGCCAUGAGCACCAUCAGUCAGGUGAGCGAGGUGGAAGUGAACGGUCAGAUAGAGGCCGUGUGUGAGAGUGUGUUCAGUGAGAUGGAGUCCAAAGCUGUGGAUGCUCUGGAUCUGCCCGGGUCUGGAUGCUUCCGCAUGAGGAGUCACAGUUAUGUGCGGGCCAUUGAAAAGGGCUGCUCACAGGACGAGGAGGAAGAGGAGAGAACGACACGCCAGGCCAUCUCACCAAAUCGAUCUACAACUACUGUUAGAACCAUUCAGAGCAGCACAGUAUCAUCAUGUAUAACCACCUACAAGAAAACUCCGCCCCCGGUCCCACCCAGGUCAACCCCCACCAGACCAUACAUCUCCAUUACAGCCCAGAGUAGCACAGAAUCAGCCCAGGAUGCCUACAAUGAGCUAACCGGCUCAGUCCCUCCUAUCCGGGCCUUAACAGCUGCCCAGUCUGGCCUCAGCAACUCCACAGAGAGCAUCGAUAGCAUGAAGGCCCUGACGGCAGCCAUUGAGGCAGCAAAUGCUCAAGUCCAUGGCCCAGCCAGCCAACACGUUACAAACAGCACCAUCACCAUCACCACAGCGACCGCCACUGCUAGUGUAACACACAUCUCACAGGACGCUAAGAGAGAUGCCCUCAGGAAGUGCCUGUCCAUUGGGAUACAGGUGGACGGUCCUGAGGAAACUGGCCAAUCAAAUGUGCAUUGCAAGUUUCAGUCGGUGGGCAUUCAAGUAGAGGACGAAAGAUGCUAUCACAGAGUCACACGUUCCAACAGCGUCACCACUGCCGUUCAAGCUGAUCUUGACCUUUUGGAGGGUCUUGGGGACGACCAGUUUGCACAGACAUACCAGGACCCCAUCACCCGCCAGCCGUCCCAAGAUGCAGCCACCUCCACCGUCAGCAUCCAGGGCAUUGGAAACCAUUACCACGCCUGUACCCAGGAUGAUUACUCUGAAGUGGGCUUUGACCCCUCCAUCCUACCCCCACCAGUGGCCUGGAUGGAUGGAGUAAUGGAGGAGGAGUAUGAGGGAGGAGUGACAGUGUCUGUGUGUCCGCAGGAUGGACGCUGGUUUCUGAAGCUGCUGCAGGCAGAGAUAGAGAGGAUGGUGGGGUGGUGCCAACAGAUGGAGCAAGAUGAGCGAGAGAAUGAGCUGCCCGAAGAGAUCCUUGGCAAGAUUCGUAGUGCAGUGGGCAGCGCACAGCUGCUGAUGUCACAGAAAUUCCAGCAGUUCCGGGAGCUCUGUGAAGAAAACUUGAAUCCCAACGCCCACCUGCGGCCUGCGUCUCAGGAUCUGGCAGGAUUCUGGGAUAUGCUGCAGCUGUCUAUUGAGAACAUCAGCCUGAAGUUUGAUGAGCUGCAUCAGCUGAAAGCUAACAACUGGAGAGCUCUGGAUCCUCCUGAGAGGAAGGAGAGGCCUGUGCCCCCUCCAGUACCCAGAAAGCCGGGGAAGGGUCCCGCCCUGCUAGUGCGAGACCGAUCUCUGGAGGGCUCACAGCGGUUGGAGGCACGAAAGCGGCUUCAAGCUGCUAAACGCGCGGCUGCCUCCCAGCGCCAGAGUUCUGUCACAGAAUGUGCAGACAGCAUCGAGAUAUACAUCCCAGAAGCUCAGACACGAUUAUAAACACUCUCUCACACUGAAAAUCCUGAAAAGAGGUGCUUACAGGCCUAAAUAGACACUGAAUGAUAAUGACAAGGCAGGGUAGCUGUUACAUAAUCAAUCCUUUUUUUCUGUAAAAGAAACUGUAUGCAUUUAGGACUUAAAGAAAUUGUUCACCCUGAAAUUAACAUUCUGUCAAUAUAAACUCACACUCAUGUCAUUCUCAACUCAUUUGACUUUCUUCUGUGGAACACAAAAUGUUUUAUAUUUGAAGAAUCUUCACACAGGCAUUUUCCAUGUCAUGACAGUUCUUAGUGACCAUGACUGACAACUUGUACUCUAUGUUAAUAUAUAUAUAAUAUGAUAUAGUCUUCUGAAACUAUACAAUAGCUUUGUAUGUCUCCAAUUUGUGAACAAACCAGUCUGAUUCUUCAAUGAAUCAGUGAGGCUUUCAAGUUAACAGCUCAUUGGUGUGGAAGAUUCUCAGUGAAUAAUGAUAAAAAUGUUGUUCUCUCUUCAUCACACAAAGUUAUCAUAUCGCUUUAGAAGACUAGGGAUAUAGUGCACGUGUCAUAUGGACUACUUGUACGGUGCUUUUUUGGUGUUUAUUUCAAAUGUUUGAGUUUAAUGGACGUGUCUUAGUUUCAAAAACACUGCGUAAAGAUUAUUAAAAAAUGCAAAUUUUCUGUUCCCUGGAAAAAAUAUAAAUGCAGUUCACAAAUAUGAGUAAAUAAUGACAGAACUUUCAUUUGUGGGCAAAAUAUUCCUUUAAUUUUAACGUACUCCUGCCAUCUGCGAUGUAGCUCCCUUGUUAAACUCCUAAAGACUUUUAAAUAUUUCUAUUAGACACUAUACUAUAUUUAAUUGUUAAAAUAACCAAUAAUAUAUAUUUUAACAAUUAAAUAUAUAUAUGGUAUACAGUAUAUAUAUAUAUAUAUAAACACACACACAGUAUACUUGUGCCUACAACGCAACAUAUUGCGUCUGUUGAUACUACUACCCAAAUAAUGCACACUACUGAAUUUCUAUUAAGUAUUACAUUGGUUUAAUAUUGUCAUUUCUAGAUUUUUGCAGUUACUGUGUAAGAGCCAUAUGUAUUGUGUUCUCAUGAAGGACAUAAACUACUAAAAGGGCAACACACCAAUCACUUCUGAAGAGUUUCACAUCAAUGUUUGUGUGUUUGUGUACAGGUUUUGCUAUAUUUGUAUGGGCCAAAUUUUGGAAAGUAUUUUGAUUUAUAUAGUAAAACAUGUCAUUUGAAGUGGUCAUUACUAUUUAGUGUUCAUAAAUUAGCCAAAACAUGUUUUAAUUUAAUCCUGUGGUUUCUGUGAGUUUUAGUUUAUGGGAAGAAGCAAUGGCAUUGCAAGGGGGAGGGUCCAGGGGCUUAAGUCCCUGAUGUAUUGUCCUAAGCCUCUGAGCUUUUUUGAUAAGUUAUAUAAAUUUCACAUCUCAAAUAAAAUAUGUUUUAUGACUUUUCCUUUGUUCGCUUAGUAGUUCGCCUGAUAAAAAGCAGUGGGAGCUGGCCAUGGUAGAUAACCACUUGCGCAUUCAUUCAGUUCACUGCAGAAAUGACUGUCGGCUGGGUUUUAAAGCCCUCACAUUUAUAGCCAGCUGUUGUACAGUACUUGUUCUGGCCAGUAUGUGAGACUGUUGUCACUUGGCAGGUUUCAACAAACAUUCAUUUUUCAGAGAACUGAUGAGCAGUGUUGGGUAAAUUACUUAAAAUAGUAAUCCACAAAUGACUUCUCUUAAUUUGUAAUCAGAUUACUUUACUUAUUACUUCUUUGAAAAGGUAAUCACAUUACUAAUUACUUUAAAAAACUUUUCUGCUCAACAAAUUCAAAAUAGUGUCUGUUUCUUCCUUGUUCAUUGUUCAAGACAUACGCUCAGCACCUCACAUUUCUCCUUCACAUUGACUAGUUAUGGGGCCAUAAUUCAUGUAUUCAACAUACAGUAAAUAAUACAGUAUAUUAGAAAUAAGAAAAACCCUAUAAUGUACUUAAAAGUAAUUAAAUUAAUUGAUUUCAGUAUAUUUGAUUUAAAUUAUUAAUUACAAUAAUUUUAAAUGUAAUGCAUUACAAUACUUUUUACUUUAAAAGUAAUUAUAUUACAGUAAUUCAAUUACAAAGUAAUUAAUUACACCCAACACUGCUGAUGAAGUAAUAUGCACGCAUUGCCAGGUACUAUCCACUGUUCGGUGAAAUUGAGAUCUUAUGUCUAACUUCUAUGCUUAAUAAUUGUUUUUAGUUUACAAUGAGACUUGGUAUUAUUUGGGGAAAAUAAAUUAAUGUUAUUCAGUGAAAUGCAUCAUAAAUAUAUAUAUAAAUAUACAUACAUUGUAUAGGAACAAUCUCCUCAACCCAUGACAGACCAGUAAAUUAAAAGCAGAUUGAUCGAUCUUUUAUUUUUAUAGAUGUGGAUAGUUGUUUUUUAAAGGGCCAGACUUCUUAUAUAUUAAUUUACCUCCAUACCAUACAAAUAAACAUCAAUGUUUUAGUCAGUUCAAGCAAAUUAGUGCUGUGUGCUAAUUAGAAGCACACCCUUACUUUACUUGUGUGAUUUCUUUAAAAUCAAGAAAGAAGGUGAUAACCAAAACAGACAACAAGAAUACUGGGAAUCAUAAAUGUGUUUGGUCAAAAUGCAGUAAAUGCAGAAUGUUGGUUUAGUAUAAAGGAUAAUUUUCUUUUACAUAUUUUAACGUAUUUCAAAACGAAUUACAUGGGUGGGUUCUUUUGGGGCAAAGCCCGUUAUGCCUUCCAACCCUAGCAACGCACCUGGGUAGAAGUAGAGUUGGGCAUAUAAAUAUAAUUUUCUUCAUCUAAAAACAAUUGUGUUAAUGAGAUGUCCUCACUUAUAUAGCGAAACUAACAUGUGUGUGUGUUUAUGACAGGCUUUCUGUAUGAGUAGUACACUCUCUUACAUGUCACCAUGCACCUUUGAGACAGGGUGAGGUUGUUCUAAGUAUAAGGGACAGAAAUUUCAAAACCACAUCUUCUCCUGUACUCCCAUAUUUUACUUUCUCAUUUCCUGUCUGCUCACUAUCUUUACUCUGCAGUACUGCUCACCUGUUUGAGUGACACAUUUGUCUAUCAAAUGUAACACCUCUACUUGCCCAGUUCAUCUGCUCAACACAUUCAAGUCACUGAGGGAAAUGCCGUAAAAAUGCUCCACUCUCAUAAAUUAGCAAUGUGUCAUGUUAUGGAACAUUACAUACUGUCAGUCAGUAUGUACACUGAGUCCUAACCAGGCAUGAUGCAAUAAAGUGACAAGUGAUAAAAGCGUUCUCUUCCAUGUAAAUCCUAACCAACAAAAACUUGGUUACAAAGCCCCACCCACUGUGAAAUCUCAUUAGUCCUCUUCAACAUAACUGUACAUUGCACAUCAAAUAUUUUCUAAUUGGUUGUGAUUGUGCCACAUAGUGCAACAGUUUUGUAUUCAGUUUAAAGAGACAAAUGUCUUGACUCUGGAAACUUGUCAAAUUGCGCCGGUUUAACUUGACUUUGGAGCACAGGAAACACGCUUAUUUCGAAAAAUGUACACUGUUUAGAGUAUUUUGUAAAUAUUUAAAUGAUAAAUUAUUGGAGAUUCCUUACUGCUCCCUAAUAUAGCUUCUCACUAUAUUUGUCUAUAUGUUUGUAUAAAUAAAAAAAUAGAGUAGUUGCAGUAUUUUUUAAUGCAGUAAGUUUCAGGAGUUGUAGAGAUAUUUACAACCUGAUGAAACAAAAUCCGACCUGAAAACAUCUAUCAUUUCCUUCUCUACCAUUACUCUUCAAAGUAUCAUUUGAAAUAUUAAAGCUGCAAUGUCAUGUCUUCAUAAAUGACAUACACUGACAAAGCAAUUUAUAUAUUCACUGUAUUAUGAUCUCAAGAGUUGGCAUGAUAGUGGCUUUAUCUUUUGCCAAGUCAGUGUGUGUGUGUGUGUGUGUGUGUGUGUGUGUGUGUUAUUUCCUCAUCUAAGUGCAUGUACCCAAGUGCUUCCUAAUUUUCUCUCUUUUUUUUUCAACUGAAAUGUAGCACAUAAUACUUUGUAAUAUAAUAUCAGCUUCUUUUCAUCCCUAAUUUUAAUUUAUAAUAUAUUUAUAUAAUUUAUAAUAUAUACUUUCAGUAACCCUGCAGAGACACCUGCAAGUUGACAUGUGUAUCAAAGCAGAGCACAUACCAUCAGUUUUAUUAUUUUUCUAUUUAAGGAGCCCUAUUUUAACUGUUGCAAUUCAGUGCCACGCACUCUUGUGCUGCUCUUGUGUAAUUGAUUUGUAAACUGCACUGCACUGACAUAUUUCUCAAUAUUUGCUUUUGUCUGAUCGAACCGUCUAAUCUUUUUCAAUAAUAAAUAAUACUAAUUUGCACUUGUUAAAUUUGUUAAAUAACCAGAGCUAUUUCUAUUUGUUUUGGCUAAAGAUGUUUCACUGUGGAUAGACACAUUAAUAUAAAUAUAUUGAUAUUAACUUCCCAGCAGCCAAUGUGCAUCCACUCUCUAUUUUCAUAUAUAGUUCAGAUGCAUUGGCUUUCGUUGUCGUUUCCUUGUAGGAUUUAUAUUAUUGACUAAACUCUUAAAGUUUCAGUUAUUAUGCACUAGAGAGCCCUUCUACUGUGGUUAAUAUUUGUUUUCAAAUAUUAUUGAUGUUAAACGCUCGGCCUUAAUUUAUGAAUAUAUGAUAGUCGUGCACAACGUAGCCUCAGGGGAGACUAUAUAAUGUGUGUAUGAAUGUGUGUGUCUGUGUACCUGUGUAUGUUUGUAAUAUCCACUCAUAUUGAUAUUCAUAUUGAUAUUUCUUUUCACUGUAUCAAUUCAGUGAACAUAGUUUAGUAGUAUGAGACAUUUUAAUAUGCAAAAUAAAAUGACCCACUGAAAAAUGACACUCAUUUUUGACAGUCAUAUAAUAUAAAAUUAAAUAUGGGCAAUCAAUGAUUAACACAAUGUUUUUUUUUUUUUGUAAAAAUCCUGAAUUAAUUUAGCCUACUGAAAUAUAGACUCAUUCAAGUCUAUUGAAAUUUGGCAUUUAGUUUGAUUUAAAUAAUUUUUCAGUCCUAUUUAGUUUUUAAGGGAUGUUUAUAAAACAUUAGAGAGAUAUUUAGUGAGACUAUGGCACUAAACUUUUUGUUUUUGCAUAUUAUUGCCAAAUAUGAGCAUCCACCACAAUGAAGUUUGGGAAAUGAAGGCAGGUUUACUGUUCUUUUACAAGCAAACAUUUAUCAAAAUGACUGUGUAAAUACAUGAAUGUUGUUCAUUGUAAAUGUAACCUACAUCUAAUAUCUUAUUACUUACAUUUUGUAUUUAUUGUAACAACACUGUUGAUGUUAUGGCUCGUGUAUUUUGAUCAUUAAAAAUGUACAGACACACAGCCAUGAGUGAUUCUUUUUCAGAUACAGCAUGAGAGCAAAUCUUCACUUUGUUGUCACGCAUUAGAAGACACUUUCAGGCUAGA
Xyrauchen texanus (razorback sucker) is the source of this 8812-nucleotide messenger RNA. RefSeq names its product disks large-associated protein 1-like. Gene Ontology annotation, molecular function: molecular adaptor activity. The record is from RefSeq and is a predicted model, not a curated record. NCBI's taxonomy places the organism in Eukaryota, Metazoa, Chordata, Actinopteri, Cypriniformes, Catostomidae. Gene Ontology annotation, cellular component: postsynaptic specialization; glutamatergic synapse. The transcript has 12 exons. Gene Ontology annotation, biological process: signaling. The coding region runs from base 351 to 3410 and encodes 1019 amino acids.